CCUUUAGUAUCCAACACUCCACAAUUUCAUCCAAAACAUUUUUUAAUUAUUAUAAUAUUACGAAAUGGCUCAAUAUCUAAAAUAAUCUUAUGUCGCAAAGACCAUCUUUAUUAAAUCCAUCCAAUAAAGUAUGUCAAUUUAAAUUGGUAUUACUAGGAGAAUCGGCAGUGGGAAAGAGUAGCUUGGUGUUAAGAUUUGUCAAAGGACAAUUUCAUGAAUAUCAGGAAAGCACAAUUGGUGCAGCUUUCCUUACUCAAACUAUUUGUUUAGAUGAUACCACUGUUAAAUUUGAAAUAUGGGAUACUGCAGGUCAGGAAAGAUAUCAUAGCCUUGCACCUAUGUAUUACAGAGGUGCUCAAGCUGCAAUCAUCGUUUAUGAUAUUACAAAUUAUGAUAGUUUUGUUAGGGCUCAAAAUUGGGUUAAAGAAUUACAACGACAGGCUAGUCCUAAUAUUGUUAUUGCACUAGCAGGCAAUAAAACCGACCUCGCCGACAAACGCGUGGUAGACUCCGAGCAAGCCCAGGCUUUCGCCGACGAGAACGGGCUUCUGUUUAUGGAGACUUCCGCUAAAACCGCGAUUAACGUGAACGAAGUAUUUCUGGCAAUCGCCAAAAAGCUUCCCAAAGGACCGGAUGUGCAAGCCCACGGGGCAGGUCAGAAAAAAAGUGGCCUGGAUUUAGCAAACAGUAAUCAAAGCGGAUCGUCUACCAUCGGUUCCGCUACUUCUUGUUGCUCUAAAUGAUUGUCUUGAACUGUGAUAAUCCUGGACGGAAUUUUUUUUUAUAGGACCCGAGAGCCCAUAUUUAUCCAAUGAUGAGCUUUUUUAAAAACGUUUCUUUUAAUCGGCCCACACUAGGAAAAUAAAAUCUUUGCAAUUUUAUUUUAUUAAUAGUUCCAACAUGUUCUUACUUUCCCAUAAGAAUUAUACUUCUUUACCACCCUUAAUUAUUUAUGCUAGAAAUUGUCGUAUUAUUUACUCGCUCAUGAGAUGUGAAAAAAAAUUAUUUAUUUUUCCUCCCUACAGUAAAUAGAAUAUUCUUUUUUAACUUUCCAUUUCUUUUUAAUUUAUAUUUUAAGGUUGAAGAUCAUAUAUAUUUAGGUAUAUUUUAUUUAAAUGCUGAUUAUUUGUUUCUUGCCAAUCGAUCAUCUUUUAAAGAUCUAAUUUAGUUAAAUCUUUUUUAAAAUGUAUCGGUCGAAAUACUUAGGCGAUGUAUCGAUUUUGGUAUUUUGAUAGAUAAUAAAAAGAAUCAGUUUCCAAACAUUUGUUGUUUUUUGCCAACCUCCAUUUUACUUCUUCUCAACUUAACUUGUUAUAUUUUAUAUUUAUAUUAUAAUGGACAUGUAAUUUAUUUCGCACCAUUUUAAAAAUAAUAAAAAUAUAUUUUUAUAAAUUAUUUCGAUUAUAAAAAUCUCUUUUUUAAAAAUAAUAUAUCAAUAAAUAAUUGUAAUAUUAUCAUUAAAAAAUUAUUAAACAUUUAUGAAAAUUAUUGAUGGAUCAAAUAAAUAUUAAUGUUUAUUAUU
Molecule: messenger RNA, 1522 nt
Organism: Gordionus sp. m RMFG-2023
Lineage: Eukaryota; Metazoa; Nematomorpha; Gordioida; Chordodea; Parachordodidae
Product: ras-related protein Rab-5C-like
Exons: 3
Coding region: 90-743 (217 amino acids)
Cellular component (GO): endosome; Golgi apparatus
Molecular function (GO): GTP binding; GTPase activity
Source: RefSeq, a predicted model, not a curated record